Messenger RNA from Lacerta agilis (Sand lizard), 2691 nucleotides. It is a transcript of the gene FBXO42, whose product is annotated as F-box protein 42. The record is from RefSeq and is a predicted model, not a curated record. Gene Ontology annotation, molecular function: protein binding. The transcript is spliced from 10 exons. NCBI's taxonomy places the organism in Eukaryota, Metazoa, Chordata, Lepidosauria, Squamata, Lacertidae. The coding region runs from base 356 to 2557 and encodes 733 amino acids.
GACACUCGCUCUUCAACAGGACUUUUCACGGCCGUUCCGCCGCGGGUCACGUGUCCGGCGGUCUGCCCGCGCGCGCCUGCGCGUUAGCAACGCUCGUCCCUCUUCGCCACCUCUCCCUCGGCCCCCAUCCCUUCCCUCCCCCUUUCCUCCUUCCCCGGCCGGGACGGCGGCGGCGGCGGCAAGAUGGCGGCAGCGACGGUGGCCGGGAGGGCUCACGCUCAGGCUCCGCGCGAAGGUGGCUUGGGCUCCUGUGGGCGCCCGCCCAGGCGGCAGGAAAGACUCUGAGGCGGCGGCGGCGGCGAGGAGGAGGAGGAGGAGGAGGAAGCGGCAGCCAGCUGCCACGUGGAAUGGUGCCAUGGCCAACUCCUCAGACAGCGACGAGGACAGCUUCAUGGCCGUGGACCCCGAGGAAGCUGCAGCCGACGGGGCUACCAUGGAGCAAGAUGAGGGGGAGCCCAGCGCCAGGCCGGAGGAAGAGGCCGAGGGCGAGGGAGGGGGCGCCAGGCUCCGCCGGUCCAUGCAGGAACUGCCGGAAGAAGUGCUGGAGUACAUAUUGUCCUUCCUCUCGCCCUACCAGGAGCACAAGAUGGCAGCCCUGGUUUGCAAACAGUGGUAUCGCCUUAUCAAAGGUGUGGCCCAUCAGUGCUACCACGGCUUCAUCAAGGCGGUUCAAGAAGGCAACAUCCAGUGGGAGAGCCGCACCUAUCCCUACCCUGGGACCCCCAUAACCCAGCGCUUCUCACACAGCGCCUGUUACUACGAUGCCAACCAGUCCAUGUAUGUCUUUGGCGGCUGCACCCAGAGCAGCUGCAACGCUGCUUUCAACGACCUCUGGAGGCUCGACCUGAACAGCAAAGAGUGGAUCCGGCCACUGGCCUCAGGCUCUUACCCUUCGCCCAAGGCGGGGGCCACCCUGGUGGUAUACAAAGACUUGCUGGUGCUGUUUGGAGGCUGGACGCGACCCAGCCCUUACCCCCUGCACCAGCCGGAGAGGUUCUUCGACGAAAUCCAUACCUAUUCGCCCUCCAAGAAUUGGUGGAACUGCGUGGUUACCACCCAUGGACCCCCUCCCAUGGCUGGCCACUCCUCUUGUGUCAUCCAGGACAAAAUGAUUGUCUUUGGGGGGUCCCUCGGAUCUCGGCAAAUGAGUAAUGACGUCUGGGUACUGGACCUGGAGCACUGGGCCUGGUCCAAACCAACCAUCUCCGGGCCCACCCCUCAUCCACGAGGAGGCCAGUCACAGAUCGUCAUAGACGACAAAACCAUCCUGGUCCUCGGAGGCUGUGGGGGCCCAAAUGCGUUGUUCAAGGAUGCCUGGUUGCUGCACAUGAGCUCCGACCCUUGGACCUGGCAGCCCCUGAAGGUGGAGAAUGAAGAGCAGGGCGCCCCAGAGCUCUGGUGCCAUCCGGCUUGCAGGGUGGGGCAGUGCGUGGUGGUCUUCAGCCAGGCCCCCAGUGGGCGGGCGCCUCUCAGCCCCAGCUUGAACUCCCGCCCAUCCCCCAUCAGCGCCACCCCGCCGGCCCUGGGUCCCGAGGCGCGGGAAUAUCGCUCCCAGUCCCCGGUGCAGACGGCGGAUGAGGCGCCCUGCGUCAACGGCCGGUGGGGCACCCUGAGGCCCCGCGCACAGCGGCAGACGCCCUCCGGCUCCCGGGAAGGGAGCCUCUCGCCGGCAAGGGAGGACGGCUCGCCCAUCCUGAACGGCAGCGGGGGCUUGUCGCCCGGCCCCGUGGCCACAGGGGGGGCCUCUCUGGACAGCCCCCUGCAGGCCGCUUCUCCCAGCAUGCCUUCCACCAUCAAAGGACACGACCCCAAGGCUGGCCUGCCCCUGGGCCCCCGGCGAGGCUCCCUCCCUGACCAGAAGGACCUGCGGCUGGCGGUGGCUGACUUAACCUGGGAGCCGAAGCCUCCGGCCACUUCCCUGACCUGCCAACUGGAUGCUGCAGAGAACAGGACGGUCAGCCUGGCCUUCAGGAGCCCUCCGGAGCAGACCAACGGCCUCCACACCCCACCCCACACGGCCAGCUCCUUGGUGGGCGCUAUCUCCCCUGGCGCCCUGAGGCGGAGUCUGGAGGUGGUGAAAGCCCUCUCGGCCAAGGGGCCCCCUACUCUGGCCGUCCUCAGUCCCCCUCUGGUCUCCUCGCCGGCGUCCCCAGGCAGCCAGAGCAGCAGCGCUAGCAGUACGGAGGCGGCGGCAGCCCCCAGCAUCCCCCGCCCCGUCUCCGCCCAGGGGGACGGCCACGCCUUGCCCCCCAUCGCCCGCCGGCUCGGCCACCACCCGCCGCAGUCACUGAACGUGGGCAAGCCCUUGUACCAGAGCGUGAACUGCAAGCCCAUGCAGAUGUACGUGCUGGACGUCAGGGGGGCCCAGGAGCACGGGCGGGUGGCCUGGAAGGUCUUCCACAGCAGCUGUGUGGUAGGGCCCCCCGAGACCAGCCUGCACACCGUGGUGCAGGGCCGGGGGGAGGUCAUCAUCUUUGGCGGCCUGAUGGACAAGAAGCAGAACGUCAAGUACUAUCCCAAAACCAAUGCCUUGUACUUUGUCCGAGCAAAGAGAUAAUGCAGCAGCGGAAGUGGUUUCCCCCCUCCCUUCAAGACCCCCUCGUCGUCAUCCUCUUCCUCCUCCGUGCUCUGUCAAGCGGGCUGUGAAUCUGGGCAUCCACCCACCAAUAAAAAAAAGAUCUAAGCAACUGG